Molecule: messenger RNA, 2027 nt
Organism: Larimichthys crocea (large yellow croaker)
Lineage: Eukaryota; Metazoa; Chordata; Actinopteri; Sciaenidae
Product: glucosamine-6-phosphate isomerase 2
Exons: 7
Coding region: 133-960 (275 amino acids)
Biological process (GO): D-glucosamine catabolic process; N-acetylglucosamine catabolic process; carbohydrate metabolic process
Cellular component (GO): cytoplasm
Molecular function (GO): identical protein binding; glucosamine-6-phosphate deaminase activity
Source: RefSeq, a predicted model, not a curated record
ACUCGGACUUCUGUAUAUGCGCCUUCACAUCACGUGACCGGCAGCGGACAGAUCAUAUGACACGUCAGGCGUGUUGCGCAACAGCCGAGUCGUCCUCAGACAAACGGCGGAUCUGAUCAGUGAACUGACACAAUGAGGCUGGUCAUUCUGGACGAGUAUGACCUAGCCAGUGAGUGGGCAGCAAAAUACAUCCGCAAUAGGAUCAUCCAGUUCAAGCCGUCUGCUGAGAGGUACUUUACGCUGGGCCUGCCUACAGGGAGUACUCCGUAUGGCUGUUACCAGAAGUUAAUAGAAUACUACAGGAAUGGAGAUAUUUCAUUCAAAUAUGUGAAAACCUUCAACAUGGAUGAAUACGUAGGUCUACCUCGUGCUCAUCCAGAGAGCUAUCACUCCUACAUGUGGAACAACUUCUUCAAGCACAUUGACAUUGAUCCAGCCAAUGCUCACAUCCUGGAUGGAAACGCAGAAGACCUGGAGGCGGAGUGUCAGGCUUACGAGCAGAAGAUUGCAGAGGCCGGGGGAAUCGAGUUGUUUGUUGGAGGUAUUGGUCCUGACGGUCACAUAGCGUUCAAUGAGCCUGGUUCCAGCCUUGUCUCCAGGACCAGAGUAAAAACCCUGGCUAAGGACACCAUUGUGGCCAAUGCCCGUUUCUUUGGCAACAACCUCUCCAAGGUUCCCACCAUGGCUCUAACUGUGGGUGUAGGAACUGUCAUGGAUGCCAAAGAGGUGAUGAUUCUGAUCACAGGAGCACAUAAAGCCUUCGCUCUGUAUAAAGCCAUAGAGGAGGGAGUCAACCACAUGUGGACUGUUUCAGCCUUCCAGCAGCACCCACGCACCAUCUUUGUUUGUGAUGAAGAUGCCACCCUGGAGCUACGAGUUAAAACAGUCAAAUACUUCAAAGGUUUAAUGCAUGUUCAUAAUAAACUGGUGGACCCAGUGCUCAGCAUAAAGGACCAGUAGAACACCAAGGAAAACAACUGAAGAUGUCAAGAUGGCGAACAUUAAUGGACAGCCUUAUUACUGUAGUACUGUUUUCUACCUGAGGAACUGUUGAGCCAGUGUUUGAUUGUCCCCCCCUGUGCAUACUGUUUCUUCAUGGACUUCAACUGUCUUUGGAUAAUGUUAGCUUGAGAUUGUUCACAUGUUUGAUCAGAGCUAAAUGAUCUUGAAUUUCUGAUGUAAUCAUGAAAUAGCUGCACUCAUCAACAGUGGAGGUUCUCUGUUUAGCAUUUUGCAUUUACAAGAUAGUUAACUGAUGAAAAUCACUGCUGGUGGUCUAGUUUGUGAACACAGGCUGAUGCUGUUCUCUGAGAAUGAAGCAUUAUCUGUUUGACAGCUUUUCUAUGUUAUCUUUCAUCUCCCACUUAGUGAUUGACUGGAGGAAUCAAAUACUUAACACGAAUGAAUGUAAUCAAAAGUGACCUUUGACUUCAGUCAAACUGUUUCAGGAGCUCCUGACUUCUCCUUCACUGACAGUCACACAGGUAGCCGACAAACACAAUAACGGUGAAGGACAGUCAGAAGUCAAAAUACUACAUUUUAAUUUUUGGAAUUUUCACUCUGCUUAAUGCCACGAAAUAAUCUAAACUCAAAGUCCACUUAUUGGCUUUUUACCUCUCUUAGAGUCUUCAUCCUUUGUGUUUUUGCUGUGGUGUUCACAGACCCACUGCCAGCUCCACCGCAGUGCUCAAGCGUAAUGGAGAACUUGUUAUCAUUUCCCCCCAGUGGCAUCAAAUUACUGACAAAUUUCUGUUGGCAGCAUCUGGAUUAACGAGGCAUCUGUUCAACACAUUCAUGGUUUCUAGGAUCUUUUUUGCAGUCUUUGACUUCUUUCAGGUGUAAUGCUGUGAUUUGUUUCCAUCUUUUUGUGUUUGGUUUCAACAUUCCUUCCUUGGUUUUCUUUCAUUAUGUCACUCCCUCUGUUCAUCAGGCUGUUACGGUUAUAACUAUUAGUAUUUUUGCACAUAUGCUGUCAUUUUUAUCGCUUUAUUUUUUAAUGACAAUUGAAAUAAACUUUGGUAAGAAUC